UACAAAAUGGUAGCCAAACUUUCCGGUGUGUCGUUUGUAAUCUUUUGCUGCUUGUAAAUGUUAUUGUUUUGUAUGAUAAAAACGUUUUAGAAUGUAAAAAUAUGAUUAAAUGUUUACCAUAACCUAAGAAAAAUAAGCUUCAAUGUCUGGAAACCAGAAUUAUUGAGGUGUAAUAAAUUCUUACACCUUUUAUUCAAAUUAUAAAUAAGGAAGGAGGUGAUAAGAAGAGCUAAGAAGAUUAAUAAACAGGAUGGCAGAGGAAAGUAGUGAAGCAAAAACUGGUGGCCAGCCAUCACCACGUAGUUCCCAGAGCUAUUUAGGAAAUAAACCCAACAGCCCACAGUCACCAAAACAACCCCGAAAGAUAAAAUUAACUGAUCAGCAGCUAGAAUCAGUAACAAAGGAGGAGUUGGCGGCCAAGUGGCGUGAACAGGACUUAUAUGUGGAGUGUCUAGAGGCACAGGCGACAGCCCAGGAAGGUGAAAUAGCUAGUUUGAGAGAAUCAGAGGACAAAUAUCGGCAGCAGUAUGCUGAGGCUUCGCAUAGAGAGAAGAUUUUAGUUAGGAGAUUAGCUUCUAAAGAGCAAGAAUUACAAGAAUACGUAAAUCAAAUCACAGAAAUGAAAUCAUCUCAAGCACCAUCAUCGACAUCUUUAAGAUCAGUUCUAUUAGAUCCUGCCGUUAAUAUUCUUAUUCAAAAAUUGAGACAGGAAUUAAUAGCCACAAAAGCCAAAUUAGAAGACACGCAGAAUGAAUUAAGUGCAUGGAAGUUUACUCCUGAUAGCAAUACUGGUAAGAGACUGAUGGCAAAAUGCAGACUUUUAUAUCAAGAAAAUGAGGAAUUGGGCCGUAUGAUUGCUAGUGGAAGGAUUGCAAAAUUAGAAGGCGAUCUUGCUCUUCAAAAAAGUUUUAGUGAAGAAGUCAAAAAAUCUCAAUCAGAGCUCGACGAAUUUCUUCAGGAUUUGGAUGAAGAUGUAGAAGGAAUGCAAAGUACGAUUUAUUUUCUUCAACAAGAAUUGCGUAAAGCACGCGAGUCAGUGACGUUGCUGCAACAAGAAAAUGCAGCAUUAAAAACAAGUUCAAGUGAAAAUAAUUUAUCAAAUGGAUUAUCGCCACAUACACCUCCAAUAAAGAAAGAAGAGGAAUCCCAAGAUGAGAUGAAGUGUGAACUAAAUACACUAGGAAUUCAUGUAGAUAAUGAAGGUAAAGAUUAUAAUAAUGACGGUUCAAGGACUCCACCGUUAAUUCCAAAGAGUUUAAACUCAGAGGAUUGUAAGACAAGUGUCUCAGACUUAAGAACUCAAGUUACUGAACAUGAUGAAAGUUCAAGUGAUUCAGCCGCGUUAAUCAUAAAAGUAGAAGAAAAUGAAGAGUUAAGCGAUCGCGAGGAUGAUGAUGAUAAUAAAGAUGGUAAAAAAAAAUGUGAAGGACAAAGGACGUUGUUGAGGACUAAAGGUGGAAGCAAUAAAAAUACUAAUAGUAGUGGUGGUAAAACGAAUGGUGAAGAUUCUUUGCGGACUAGCUGCUGCAGAGUUAGGGAUAAAAAACGAGAAAAAAGUGCUCCUGGUAGUGAUGAUGACGAGAGAAUAAGUAAGAAGAAAAGACGAGAGAGUAUUCUUUCAAUUGACUAUAAUGAAGGUGAUGAUGAUGCGCUUCUGGUUCUUACUAAUGGAGAAACACUUCAAAGCGAUCCCGAAUAAAAGGGAAAUAUUUUCUUAAUUUUUUCUGUCUUCUUUGGUGUUUAAUUUCACUACAGACUUGUUUGUUUGAUUGACGAAGGACGAUGCUUAAAGAAGUAAAUUUAAUGAUUGACAAAAAAGUAAUUCGUAAAAUUUUGUAACAAGAGUGAGCAGAAGAGUUAAUGAAUUUGUUAUAAAUAGGCAUUAUAAGCAAAUCAUUAUAAUUAAUUAUUUAAAAUUUGCUUUAUAAAUUUAUAAAUAUUCACUAUGAUAAAGGCGAAUAAAAGAAUAGUUAUGGGUACAUUUUAUUAAUGUAAAAAUGCUUUUUCGAGUUGAAAACUCAUUUCAUUUAGAUGCUAAAAAUUUAUAUAUUUCAGUACACUUCUGCUCUAUCUUGUUAUAAUUAUAUCCAUUUUUCGAUAUAAAAUCAAAGAAUGUACAAAAUGUGUAAAUGUAUCGAAAAUUUUAUAAUUAAAACU
Messenger RNA from Chelonus insularis, 2157 nucleotides. It is a transcript of the gene fl(2)d, whose product is annotated as female lethal d. Gene Ontology annotation, cellular component: nucleus. NCBI's taxonomy places the organism in Eukaryota, Metazoa, Arthropoda, Insecta, Hymenoptera, Braconidae. The coding region runs from base 251 to 1699 and encodes 482 amino acids. The transcript is spliced from 6 exons. The record is from RefSeq and is a predicted model, not a curated record. Gene Ontology annotation, biological process: regulation of alternative mRNA splicing, via spliceosome.